This is a messenger RNA of Xiphophorus couchianus (Monterrey platyfish), 673 nucleotides long. Its product is annotated as gamma-crystallin M3-like. Gene Ontology annotation, biological process: visual perception; lens development in camera-type eye. The record is from RefSeq and is a predicted model, not a curated record. The transcript has 3 exons. Lineage: Eukaryota; Metazoa; Chordata; Actinopteri; Cyprinodontiformes; Poeciliidae. Gene Ontology annotation, molecular function: structural constituent of eye lens. The coding region runs from base 57 to 626 and encodes 189 amino acids.
UAAACCAGGUACAAAGGCAGAACAGGAGCAAGAGCAACCACUCAUCUGCAGCCAUCAUGAGCACCACUGAGACAGGCAAAACUGACAUGAACAUGAGGGGCAAGAUCAUCUUCUAUGAGGAUAGGAACUUUAUGGGUCGCCACUAUGAGUGCAUGAGUGACUGUGCCGACAUGCACUCUUACAUGAGCAGGUGUCACUCCUGCAGGGUGGAGAGCGGCUGCUUCAUGGUCUACGACCGCCCCAACUACAUGGGAAACCAGUACUUCUUCAGGAGGGGAGAAUACGGUGACUACAUGAGUAUGAUGGGCUGGAGAGACAGCAUCAGGUCAUGCCGUAUGAUCCCCAUGUACAGGGGAUCCUACAGGAUGAGGAUCUAUGAGAGAGAGAACUUUGGUGGCCAUAUGCAUGAGUGUAUGGAUGACUGUGACUCCUUCAUGGAUCGUUACCAUAUGUCUGACUGCAUGUCCUGCCAUGUGAUGGAUGGCCACUGGCUGAUGUACGAGCACCCCCACUACAGAGGCAGGAUGAUGUACAUGAGGCCUGGAGAGUACAGGAGCUUCAGAGAGAUGGGAUAUGGAGGCAUGAGGUUCAUGAGCAUGAGGAGGAUCAUGGAUUCCUGGUAUUAAAUAUGCCAUGUUUAAUGCUGGUGAAUAAAAGUAUUUUGAAAUUAUAA